Rhipicephalus microplus (southern cattle tick) is the source of this 6762-nucleotide messenger RNA. RefSeq lists its product as uncharacterized. The record is from RefSeq and is a predicted model, not a curated record. Lineage: Eukaryota; Metazoa; Arthropoda; Arachnida; Ixodida; Ixodidae. Gene Ontology annotation, molecular function: nucleic acid binding; zinc ion binding; phosphatidylinositol binding.
UUGGCUGCUGCUGCAUGCGCUGGCUACCCGCAUCCCCGGAUGAGAACGUCGGCCUGCUGUCAGGCCAAUGAAUAAUGGCGAGCAAGUGGUUUUCCUCGGCUUGAGGUGAUCUGGUUAUUUGCUAAAGAGGUAUUCCCUCGCUGCCCGGUGAUGCACCAUGGUGUGCAAAGAAGAAAUAUACGCGUGGUUUAAACAGUUAAGCGGUGCGGUAAGGAUAGAUACCAUGUGUGGUUUGCUCAACCUGUGCUUACCGUUAGAACUUCGGUUCUUGGGUACUUUCCUAGAAGAUUUAGCUAACAAGGAUUACACGUACUUCCGAGAAGCGGAACAGCGCGCAAACAACUUGAACGAGCUGUCCAAAUAUACCGGUGUUAGGGACAUUGUAUGGCGCAGUAGGGUGAUCACUUCGCUAGCCUUGCUGCGCCUUUCCAACCGCAGUUGCUCCCAUGCUCUCUUCGAAGCCCUGUUCGAAGAGAUGAAGAGCGCCAAACACGAGACGUACGACUCGAGGACCCUUGACGAGAUGCUGCUUCUGUUCACCAUGGCCACGCAUCAUCCAUCGUUCAGCUUUGACGAGCGCUCGGAGUUGGUCAAGUUUCGCGAGAAGCUGGAAUCUCUUGGGGCGGCUCAGGGCAUGGCUGUGGCAGCCCCCAUGGAGAGUUAUGUGGUUCCUUACAUGCCCUACACUGUGCCAUUCAUGCCUCCCUAUCCUGUACCGGCAGAUCCAGUAGCACCUCCACCUUAUGUGCAUGCCCAAAGUGUGCAGAAAGCACGUCUCUCUAGUAUUGAAGUGAAGCCUGAGCCUCAGUGUAAGAGGUCAGUUAAACUGAGCCUACAGUGGUCAGACAGACACCAGACAGAGGUGGUGCGUUCAUUUCAGGAGAUCUCUGGCCUUUCUCAGAAGCUUUCUCGUCUGAGUGCUUCUGAUCCAUCGUGUAGUGGAAAGGCAAUUCCACAGCUACCGGCCUGCGUAGAAAAAAAUGAGGAGCUGGAUGGAAUGUUCGAACUCUCGGAAUAUUUCAACUGGGUUGCGAGCCUUCCACCAAGCUACCUGGAGAAUGAAUUGGUGGGCCCCUUCUUUGAGCCAACACCAUGUGGCAAGCCUGGCUUUGUGCCCUCUCCUGUUGUGGUGCCGGAGGCGAGCUUGGCCAUGGCUCCUGAAGAUCCACGUGUGGGGCUGCUCGCCUUCUAUGGUGGCAGUACAGAUGCUCCCAUAGCCACAGGACCGCCUAUUUUGGCUCCUGCUGUUGGCUCCAUGAUGCCACCCAUCGUGGGUCCCAGUGUGAAUUGUGCCGGUCAAGGCACUGAGCAUGGAGGACCAUCGCCAUGCAACUCUCCUCUCUCCUCGACACCAGCGUCUCCUUACGAAUCGCCGCCAACAUCAGGCUCCAACUCGCGUGCCACAUCGCCUUGGACUGGUACUGCUGUGACAAGGAUGCAUUGGGAUGGUGCCCCGGCAUCGGUUGAAGAGCUACUGCACCGAGCUCAUCUCAAGAAAUAUUAUCACAUGUUUAAAAACUUUACACUCGAUGAUGUGCUUGCCAUGAAUGAAGAGAGUAUGAAGGCUAAGGGUCUUCCUGCCAGUUGUUCAAGGAGACUGCUCAAAGAAAUUGCCUCUUUGAAGAGCCACACCAAUGGACUGCUAAGCAGCCGUGCUGUGAAUGCUGGGACAGCAGCUGCUUUUAGCCAUGCUAGUGGGGAGAGUUCUACCACAUCCUGCUCAUCCGAGUGUUCCAGCCCUUCUCCACCACCUGCGCUCAGAGCCGUCCGCGCACAGAGCCCAGCCAGUUCCGGCUCAGAUGACAGCACACAACCAUCACCAGGUAGCUCCUAUGGUCCAGGUGUUACGAAAUGGCCUGCUGCUUGUGAAGUCACUGAAGCUACUGCUGCCAGUGUGAUACCUCCUGAAGCUGCUCGCUUGGGAAGCCAGCCACCAUCAGUAAUGCCCCUUAGGUACCCACCCCCCCCUGGCUCUGUCCUGGUGGAGCCUCAGCACCGGUUUUUGUUGCUCACUGAUCGGCCAACCUAUGGCCCAUCUCGUGCGCCAGUGCGUCCCUUGGCACCUGUCGUGAAGACUGCCACAGAUGGCGUCUCCCAUAGUAACCCUGCAGUGACAACCUCAGCAACCUUCGGGCCUAUGUACAGUGUGGGAAUCAUGCCCGCAGGCGUGUUUCCACAGCACUCAUUUCCCCCGUUCCUGCAUGCGGGCCACCAAAGCAAUGGCUACUUGUCAUUCCUGUCAGGUGCGGGUUAUGUGGCCCCACCCACAACGGCAGCAGCCUAUGUUCCCCUAGCCACGUUUGGUGGGCCCUCUGUGGUGGUUCCUCCUCCCCCCACCAGUGCCAAGGUGGCCAGCUGCUACAACUGUGGCAUGGUUGGUCAUCGAGGCCAUGAGUGCAAAGAAGCCACAGUGGAAGAGGCCACCAAGGCCCCCCAGUUCCGACUGCACUUUGCACCUGCUGGAGCACCUCCUGAGGCGCAGCCAUAAAUCCAGCUUUAAAUAUACCUGUGUACAUAUGCCCCAACUCCUAGCUCGGUACAGGAAGGACUGUCAUGACAACUGCUGUGCAGUGGCAACCAGCCAGUCUCCCCAUUCAUCGUCUAGUACAAACUGUGGACUAGUUCACUUUGUGUUCAGCAUGCUUUGCUGCCUUUCCACAGGAUCCCAUUCCGUGCUCUGCCAAGUUGCUUAAUGCUGCUACAGGGAGACAUUGGCGAGCUGCACUAGUCUACUGAAGUCUUCGGCGUAUUUCCAGCAGCGCUUGUUCGGCGUAUUUCCAGCAACGCUUGUUUCAUGCCCAGUAUUUUAUGCUAGCAGCCAUUUUUAGCUACUAUUUAAAAGCUUUCACCCUCGGUUGCCUGGCUUAAUGGGCUCUGCAGUGUCAGUGUUUUUGUCAGCUGUGGACACUGCAUUUUUAGCUUCAAGUUUCUAGGUUAGCCCGUUAUACUUUUAUUGUCACAAGUCUCGCCAUCAUUUCAUCAGCCAAAUUUUGACCCCCUUUAGUUGCAGGAUAUUUUCCUGUAUUGUGUCCUCUUCUCUGCAUUGCCAGUGAAUGAUUGGGGGGACUGGGUGGUUUGUCAUCUUGAACAUGUGAUGAGAAUUACUUAAAAAAAAUACCACUCAGCCAAAGACAUGUUGAAUCGUCACAUCGGACUGUGCCCACUGGAGAAAUACCUUUUUGAUGCUGCAGUGCCCAUACUCUACAUCUGCAUCUCUUCUCCUUCACUAUUUUUCACUUGCCUCCUGUUUUGGCUCGCAAGUGUCAUUCUGGAUUUCUUUUGCGCUUGUUGGUGUUUGUCUAGUCAGGCGUUUCCAUUGAUAACAUCAAAAGCAUUCCCAGUUUUAUCACUGGUAUGUUGCAGUCUGAUCAAAUGUUUUUGUAAGCAAGAAGUGCUGUGAAGCAAGAACUGAGACACCUACUACCGACCACCACACCUUUGAUUUUUUUGGGCUAUUUAGCACUUCAAACCGAGAGGCGCUCUCGUCAGCGAAAUGUGCAAAGAAAAAUACGUAAGCAGCAGAUAUGCUUGCACUGCGCUUGAGUGGGAUGCUGCCUGUCUCGACGAACGCAAAGCCACAACUCAUCUUGUGGACUAGUUCUUGUAUGUUUUGGAUGUGCUCGUGUGGCCGGCAUUGUUUUUCUGCCAUAUUGCACUAUUCCAAUGUUAGUGACACCAGUGAUGCGUAUCUGCUAGUGUAGCCCACAUUGACUACGUGACUCUACCAUCUGAACACCGGGUGCUCUCUGGACUUGAGCUGUCUUUUGUGAAAUGUUUCAAGCACUAGACCUGUUGUAAAUCCUCAGCUUAGCGUUGCCACGCUAAAUGGUGAAUGCUGAAGGUACAGUCAUGUUGCCUUUGUAAAUGGUGUUAUUUUUGCACAUUUUGAAGUGAUGACACUGUAGUGUGCCAAAGGCAUAAGAGCAAUGUCGAAAAUUAGGAACACUUAAUUGGCUGUUCUUUGGCACUUUAUUUUGAGGUAAAAAGUUGAAAGUUCUGUGACCAUACAUGCCUUGUGUUUGUUUUUCAUUUGUUUGAUGUGUUUCCAAAUCUGCAGCUCUCACUGAUGCGGUAGACAAUGCUUCGCUAUGAUUAGAUGUGCUACCUGAGCAUACAUAUCAUAGUUGCUUUUGCUGUUGAAGCUUACUGUAGUUCCAGUUGAGCAGGCAUGUUUUCUGGUCUCACUUGGAGUUUAGUUAAUGGUACUGUCAAGUGCUUCAUGCAAGAUAUGUUGCAAUGUUCUUGCCAGGAAAACAAUUAAAAAAGAUGCCUAUCUGCUUGUGAGUUCUGCUGCUACUCCCUCAGUGAGUUGAUUGUGUAUGUGUGCUUUUCCAAUUUGUUGUGUGGAGUUUGUGGUUUUAUUUUUUUUUAAGCUCAAUACUUGAAUUUAACAUAUUUCAUUAAGCACAAUUGACAUCUAUAGGGUUCUAGUGGCCACAAAAUAACUCUGCGGACUGUUUUGACAUCACUGUUGGUAUAAUGGAGGGAAUUGAAUCGCUGAGAAUGUGUUGAUUGCAGUCACAUGUCCAUCUACUCCUUGCCCUGUGAUCAGAAUUAUACAUGUCCUUGACAGUCAUUCACCCCUUGGCAAGCCCACUGUACAACCUAGAGUUCAUCUGCUCAAUUUUUUUUUCUCUCAGAAUAUGCAGGCUUCCAUGGGGCAUUACUUGUUUGAGUGAGUAUUCUGAAAUGUUUUUUUUUUUUUUUUCACUAAUGUGCUAUUAUUGGACUUAAUGGCUGCCUACGUCCCUUCCUUUCCUCUUCCAGGAAAUAUUUUUUCCUGAAUACUAGUACAGCACCAGGAACAACUGAAGGAGUCUUGUUUGUAGUCGGUCCAGCUAGUGUCUUCCUUUCACUUAUAUAGUAACAAGUAAUUGGGCUUUCAUUAUUUUUCAUGGCAUAAAAUACCAAUCUACUGCUAAGAGUGAAAAAUCUUUGAACAGGGAACGUGCUCCUGCUCUGCAAAACACUGAACCUCCAUUUGUCACGCCAAAGUUUCUAUCUACAAUACUUCCUUUUUCAAGGGCAUAGCCAGAAAUGUUUUUGGAGGUGAGGCGGUUCAACUGUUCUCUGUGUAUGUUCAUGCGUGCUUUUGUAUGUUUGUAUGUGUCCUGGUAUAUACACAAGCAAAAUUAAAAUUCUGUAGGAAAGUGAGUGGACACCCCCCCAUGGCUACAUCGCUGCCCUCCUUCCCUUCUUUACACACACCUCUUUCCUUUUUUCCUCAUUUUUGAGGUUUAGAGACAUUGAGCAAAGGGUAUAAGAACAUGUUGCGAGAAAGCAAGUUGCUGCUCUGGCAAUGACAAGUCCUUUUAUCGAAAACAUUUAACUCGAGUAGUAUACACUGUUUGAUAUUUUAUCGCUUAAAGCCUCCGCCUUUCUCUGAACUUCUGUCUCGAAUCAAUUUUGUUUGCUACUAGUGAUAUACGGGGUGUCUUGAGUUCUUGAAAAUGUUUGCCAGGAGAAAGAUGCUGUAUUUUCUUAAUUACUGGCAAACAUUAAAGGGACAUUGAAGUCAAAUAAUUUACAUCAGAGUGAAAGCUCAAUGUAUGACAACAUCUAAAACGACAAUAAUAACAGUGCCCUACUUACCGAAAAAUUAAAGUAAAUGCACAAGAACACAAGCGUCGAUCUAACGGCCCUAAAUAAAGAACGUUCCGUGCAUUAAGAGACGCAAUAAAAUGCUGUUUGUUCGUUUAUUUGAUUCAUGGAAAAAAUAACCGCUGGACGUUACUAUGGUGAAUGGCACAAGUGGUUCGAAAAUUUAAUUUUCGCGUGGUUACACAGAACAGGUGGUGCCAUCUAGCGGGGCGCAGUUAAAACAAGUGUCUGCGAUCUCGAAGCCAUUGGUGAGGAAAUUGAUCAAUGGCCGUUGCUACUGCUGUGGCUCCCGCUGCUUUUGGUCUGCUGCUACUAGUGCAGUAAAGCCCGCCAACGUUGUGCAUGGCAACAGUGUUGUGAGAGGGUCCGGUCGGUCCGCUUCAUGAGGCGGGUAAUUUGAAGUGUGCUAACCCGAUACGGAGCACUAAAAGGUGAUUUUAUUUCAAAAUAAACUCUUCCUUGGCACAAAAGUAACACUACGAGGUUUCUGGACAGCCAUUUCAACAAUCAACGUCGACCUAAUAGUUGACUUAAUGUCCCUUUAAGUUGGUGAUAGAAAAUGACCUAUUGGCUUGUAGGAUGUAAACAAGCAUGGUGAGAACACAUUUUUCUUUGUUCAGUUUUGAUGCCUACAGUUCCCUGUUUCAAUUGACCCUGCCUGAAUUCAGCUUGUGCUGCGCAUAAAUGGUGAAUUAUGUACCUUGUGUUGGUGCGUAUAAUAGACUACAGGACACAUUGUAGUAACAGUAGUGGAAGCAAUUGUGGCAACGCUUAAUUGAACAUCUCAACAUUUCAGUGAGAACUAGCUUCACUUGGCGACUAGUGAAAAACAGCUGAGACGUCAAGUGCACUCAUUCUCAGUCAAUACUGCAGCUGAAAGGCUGUUGAGGCUACGAAUGCUAUUUUCUCAUUAUAGCAUUAUGCUGGUACAUGAUUGUGAAGCAACAAGGUAAAACUGCAUAGCCAGUAUGUGGAGCAUAAGUGAGUGCACCCUUGAAUGAUGUAGUUUCAGGGAUGGCAGUGAACUUUGUAAAUGCUCUGUGUCAUAUAGUUUUAUGGUGUCUUGUUUUAUUAACUGCCUGUUCAUCAAUGCACAACAAAACUGGAAGUGCAGUGGUGGCCUGUUUUUCAUUGAAAUAAAAUAUGUUGAUGUCAUUGUGA